AUGGCUACUACUAUUUCACCAACAAUUCGUUCUACAGCUACUUCCAAAUUGAUAACACUUUCAGCAGGAUGCUUUUGGGGUGUUGAAAGUGUGUUCAGAAGACAAUUUACUAAUAAAGGUUUAAUUGAUAUUAAAGUCGGUUAUGCCAAUGGUAAUCCAUCAAUUACAGAUAUAGAUUAUAAAAAAGUAUGCACUGGUGCUACUGAUUUUGUUGAAAGUGUUCAAAUUGCUUAUGAACCUACUCAAUUGAAAUUAUCUGAUAUUUUGGAUAUUUUUUUCAGAAUGCAUGAUCCAACAACAGUCAAUUCUCAAGGUCCAGAUCAAGGAACUCAAUAUAGAUCAACUAUUUUAACUCAUGAUGAUAAAGAAAGAGAAGUAGCUUUACAAAUAAGAGAUAAAUAUCAAAAAGAAUGGUAUCCUAAUCAUAAGAUUGUUACUAUAAUUGAACCAAUUAAAACAUGGUAUGAUGCUGAAGAUUAUCAUCAAAACUAUUUGAUUAAAAAUCCUGGUGGAUACGAAUGUCCAACACAUUUCAUUAGAACUAAACCAAAGGUAUAG
Candida tropicalis MYA-3404 is the source of this 558-nucleotide messenger RNA. RefSeq names its product peptide-methionine-S-sulfoxide reductase (gene MXR1). NCBI's taxonomy places the organism in Eukaryota, Fungi, Ascomycota, Pichiomycetes, Serinales, Debaryomycetaceae. The record is from RefSeq and is a predicted model, not a curated record. The transcript has a single exon. Gene Ontology annotation, molecular function: peptide-methionine (S)-S-oxide reductase activity. The coding region runs from base 1 to 558 and encodes 185 amino acids.